Saccharomyces mikatae IFO 1815 is the source of this 1215-nucleotide messenger RNA. It is a transcript of the gene REX3, whose product is annotated as RNA exonuclease. Lineage: Eukaryota; Fungi; Ascomycota; Saccharomycetes; Saccharomycetales; Saccharomycetaceae. Gene Ontology annotation, cellular component: nucleus. The record is from RefSeq and is a predicted model, not a curated record. The coding region runs from base 1 to 1215 and encodes 404 amino acids. The transcript has a single exon. Gene Ontology annotation, molecular function: exonuclease activity; nucleic acid binding.
AUGGGGAGUUUGUUGAGGCCAGUUGAUCUGGUAAACCAGCCACUGGGAUUUCAAGAAAGGCAUAAGAUUUUGCAGAAAUUAUUCAAGCAAUUACAAAAGGCGUACGCACAUACGAAAAGAACCAACAUCGACCUUGAAAGACUUGCAACUCGCCUGGAAGUGCACGUAGCCAAAAACAGCUUGUCUGGUCAGAGUUACAAGUUUAACAUGAGCAUUUUGUUGCGAGAUAUACUUAAAUACAAGGGAGAUCUCUCGAAGGUCAAAAUCAAUGGGCGUCCCCUCAAAGGAUCCAAGCCCUGCCUAUACUCAAAUAGCAAUACAGGGCAUAUCACUACAAAGUCAAAAGCGAUGGAAGCUCUGAAGUCUCUUAUUUUGGAUGUGAAGGCUUUGGAAAAAAAUGGGUAUAUUGUUGAGGAGAUGCAAAAUGAAGUUAAUGAUGAUAAUAAUGCCCAACUGUAUGCACCUUGUUUGCGAUGCAAUACAAAUUUCAAGAAAAUAGAUAUCAUGGAAAAAACCCUAUGCAGAUAUCAUCCGUCAAAGAGAAUAUAUAACAGAGACACCAGGAGCCAUCAAUAUCCAUGCUGCGGCGAAACAACCAACUCCGUUUCUUUUCUAAGACUGGGGUGCAAAACGUUUCUUCAUCAUGUGUUUCGAGGAGAAUCGUAUAAUGAGCUGUGUAGAAUUUCCAAGUUCUCCAGUACGGAACACAUUGAUGGCGUAGAGAAUGUUCUUUCUCUUGACUGUGAAAUGGCUUUCACAUCCUUGGGCUAUGAGAUGAUACGUUUGACAAUUGUAGACUUUUUCACCGGAAGGACACUAUUUGACCAUGUCAUUCAACCAAUAGGGGACAUUGUAGAUUUAAAUUCCGACUAUAGCGGCGUCCAUGAGAUUGAUCGAACCAAAUGCCCAACGUACCAGGAGGCACUUGCUAUAUUCUUAUCGGAAAAUUUAAUAAAUAAGAAUAGUAUCCUUGUAGGCCACGGGCUUGAGAAUGAUUUAAAUGUUAUGAGAAUAUUUCAUGAUAAAGUAAUAGAUACGGCAAUUCUUUACUCAAAAUCAAAGUUCAAGGUGUCUUUGAAGAAUUUAGCGUUUGAAGUUUUAAGUAGAAAAAUCCAAAAUGGCGAGCAUGAUAGUUCUCAAGAUGCAAUAGCUACAAUGGAUGUUGUCAAAGUUAAGAUAGGUAUUUCUCCAAGACAAACCACUUGGAAAGAAUAA